CGAGGCGAAGGCGGGCGGUGGAGGCGGUGCGGGAAGCUUCGGAGAAGUGGGGGUUCUUCCAGGUGACCAACCACGGGAUCUCCGGUGGGGUUGUGGAGGAGAUGAUAGGCGGAGUGAGGGGUUUCUUCGAGCAGGAGACGGCGGCGAAGAAGGAAUGGUACACCCGGGAUUUGUUUAAGAGUGUCGUGUACAACAGCAACUUUGACCUCUUCUCUGCUCCCUCUGCUAAUUGGAGGGACACUUUCUACUGCGUCAUGGCUCCUAACCCUCCCCAUCCCCAACAACUCCCUCCCGUUUGCAGGGACAUCCUUAUCAAAUACUCCAAUGAAGUUCAAAAGUUGGGGCGUGUUUUGUUCGGACUAUUGUCCGAGGCCUUGGGCCUCCACCCCAACUAUCUGGAGGACAUUGAGUGCAACAAGGGGUUAGGAAUCCUGGGUCAUUACUACCCGCCUUGCCCGGAACCACACUUGACUUUAGGCACCAGCCAGCAUGCCGACAGCGAUUUUCUCACGGUUUUGCUCCAAGAUGAGAUUGGCGGCCUCCAAGUUCUUCACGACAGCCGGUGGGUUGAUGUUCCCUAUGUCCCCGGAGCCCUGGUCGUCAACAUUGGCGAUCUUCUCCAGGCAAGCAAGCUCCUUCCUUUUAAUAACCUUUAUUGGGAUAAUUUGCUUGUGACGAAUGAUCGGUUCAAGAGCUCAGAGCACAGAGUGGUGGCUAACGAGCGUGGCCCGAGGAUAUCGGUGGCAUGUUUCUUUAGCACAUACUUUUUGCCAAUGCCGCGGCGUUAUGGACCGAUUAAGGAGCUAGUGUCGGAGGAGAAUCCGGCAAAGUACAGGGAAACCACAGUUAACGAGUAUCUGUCACAUUAUCAUGCAAAGGGGCUUGAUGGAACUUCUGCCUUGUUGCACUUUAGGCUCUAAAUGUGGCAUUCUCGAGCUGUUAUUAAUUAGAAGCACAUAAUUAAUAAUGCAAUCUAUGGGGGGCAAAAUGAGAUGAACAAGUCAACAAACAUCAUUGGCAGACUGGUUGAGGUACUUAAGUUAUUAAAUAGCAGUACAAUAUAAGGCUGCAUUGCCAAUAUGAGAUGAACAAGUCAACAAACAUCAUUGGCAGUGUGUUGUAUCACUUGUAUGUCGUUAUAUGUGUUCAUUU
This is a messenger RNA of Cuscuta campestris, 1152 nucleotides long. Lineage: Eukaryota; Viridiplantae; Streptophyta; Magnoliopsida; Solanales; Convolvulaceae. The record is from the annotation of a GenBank genome assembly.